AACAUUCUGCACCAAGAAGUGCUGCCACGUUAUCAUUGCUUCAUCCCUCGCCGCAUGUGGCCAAAGUACGAGGAUGCACAAAGACAAUGAACAGAAGGUCCGGAAAGUGAAGAAGCCUCCGUGGAAUGUGACUGGCCACUACAAUGACCCCAACGACGUGGUUGGUCGCGUGCGGACGGUCAUCAGGAGUGCCAAGUUCCAUCAGCAGAUGUUGCAGGAGGGCAAAGAGCUCGAGAACCCCAGCGAUGAGAUGUGCCAAGUGACGGCCAGGGCGGGCGACCACCGGGCCAGCCUUCAUGCGUGACAAGGCUGGCGAGAUGAAGUUCUGGAAAACCAUCUUUGACAGAUACGAUUCCGACAAGUCCAACACAUUGGACUUUGAAGAGAUCACGGCAGUGGUGAGGAAUGACCUGAAGAUUGCUGAGCGCACUCUGACGAAGGUGGAGUUGAGGGAGUUCUACUCGCAACUGGAUCAGAACAAAGAUCAAGUGGUUGAUUGGCAUGAGUGGCUGGCCUUUGUCUCGCAAGGAAAGCUGAAGGAUAACCGGCCCAUUGAUCAGGUGAUGAAGGAGGUGGGCCAAGCCUUGCGUGUGGGUCUCCGACGCAUUGGUGUGUCACCGGUGCAGGCGGAGGAGUUUGUGCGAAGCCUACCCGAGGCAAGUGAAACCAUUGAUCAACCUGGCUUCUUCCGACUUUUCCGGAGGGGCUUGAAGAUCGACCGAAACGAUUGCCCAGAUGACAACCUGAAGCGCACCUUUGCAAGCAUUGGGGAUGAGGAACAGUACGUGCUGCUGCAGCCAAUCCUGGACUUUAUCAAAAUCUCCUGUUUGGCCAAGACAAAGAAAGAGAUUGGACUGGAGCCGACUUUCCCGGGGCUCAUUGGCGGCAUGCAGGGUAAUUUGCCAGCGCGAAUGCCUCGAAACCGACCUGGUACCUUUCCGCUGGGUGGGACAGUGAGUGGUCCCACCUGGGGGUCCUUUGCGUUGAACGGUCGGCGUUUGCCGCCCAGCUCCAGGUUAGCCGUUGACAUGAGACCCGGCGAGCGGCAACGGCAGCGGCUGCGGCCUUCGAUCUCUUGUCCCGACAUCCACAGCAAUACCGGCAAAGACGGUAACCCGAACCUCUCGGAAAAGACCCUGGCUUUGCUUGAGGCGGCGAUGGAGGAGGACUCGGUGGCGCCCGCUCCGCCUGCAUCACCCUUACCGACCUCGACUCGAGGCCUGGACCGAGGGAAAUUUGCCUCCAACAACACUCGGGUUGAAGUGCCAGAGGAUCGGCCAGUGUCCCCUGGUGGGAAAGCGUUUGCCGACGCCAUUGAUGCGGCGAAUGCUGUCAAGGACCAAGUGACGCUGGACCCCUUUGCCAUUUUCCUCAAGGUCAAUGCCAGCGCACAAGUGGACCCAAGGAAGUCACCCAAAAAGAAACCUGCCAGGGAGGCGCCUCCGGAGAGCUAUCGGGUGAUUGUGGGAAAGGAUGCAUUGAACCGCGUGGAGCAGCAACUGCUCGAGGCUGGCGUGGAUAUGCGCGGGGCCUAUCAUCACACGGGCAGGACUUGAGCUUUCAGGGGCAUGUCUCCAUGCUGCUUCUUCAGUUUUCGAUUCUGC
This is a messenger RNA of Durusdinium trenchii, 1604 nucleotides long. The record is from the annotation of a GenBank genome assembly. NCBI's taxonomy places the organism in Eukaryota, Dinophyceae, Suessiales, Symbiodiniaceae.